AGAGAUUCGGGGUGGAACCUUGUGAAGCCGUCCUCUUUGCUACAUCAGUUGCCGUACCAUAAUGUCCAAACCGAAGUUUCAGAUGGAGUGGGAGGAAAUUGACGAGGAAUAUCAACAAUUACAGGAAACUCACAAAAUAUACAGACAAAAACUUGAGGAGCUCACCAACCUUCAGACAACAUGCAGCAGCGCCAUCAGUAAACAGAGAAAAUGCCUGAAAGACCUACGUUACAGCAUGAGCAAGUGUGCACAAUCAUGCAACGAGAAAGAACUGGAACUAAUAACAGACAUCAAGACACAAAUCAAAGAUAAAGAAAAUGUGUUCUUUGAUAUGGAAGCAUAUUUGCCCAAAAAAAACGGGCUUUACCUGAAUUUGGUCCUGGGCAACGUGAACGUAACACUCCUCAGCAACCAGGCAAAAUUUGCCUACAAAGACGAGUAUGAGAAGUUCAAGCUUUAUAUGACAAUAAUCCUGAUGUUUGGAGCAAUAACCUGCCUCUUCUUUCUCAACUGUCGGGUCACUGAUGAAAUCUUCAACUUUUUGCUGGUGUGGUACUACUGCACACUGACCAUAAGGGAAAGCAUCCUCAUGAGCAACGGCUCCAGGAUCAAAGGUUGGUGGGUGUCUCACCAUUAUGUAUCUACCUUCCUGUCAGGUGUGAUGCUUACCUGGCCAGAGGGGCCCAUGUAUCAGAUGUUCAGAAGCCAGUUUCUUGCAUUCUCCAUAUAUCAGAGCUUUGUUCAGUUCCUCCAGUAUUACUACCAGAGCGGCUGCUUGUACAGGCUGCGAGCUCUGGGAGAGAGAAAUCAGCUGGACCUCACAGUGGAGGGAUUUCAGUCCUGGAUGUGGAGAGGCCUCACUUUUCUUUUGCCAUUUCUCUUUUUUGGCCACUUUUGGCAGCUGUACAACUCAGUGACCCUGUUUCGCUUGGCAAGACAUGAGGACUGUAAGGAGUGGCAGGUAUUCAUGCUGGCACUGACAUUUCUCGUCCUGUUCCUGGGGAAUUUUCUCACCACGUUGAAAGUCGUCCACCAAAAGAUUCAGAAAAACCAGGAAAAGGUGCAAAAGACCAACUGAGACAAAAGCUCAGCGAGACACCUCAGAUUCAUACAGCGGCCAGUAAUUUUGAAGCAACACGCACAAUCGCUUGAUAGACUGACCACAGUGCGGUCCGACCGGGAGACACCGCUGUUACUCUCUGGCUUUGGUGGCAGCAGCAGCAGCGUCCAGCCAAAGCAUCUGGCCAACAGGCUUCUGCUUUCCAGUGACUCGUCGUCGAUGUCGCCGCACAGUCGGUCACAACACAAAGUGGCGUUCGCCUGAUAGACCAACAGUUUGUCGCUUUAUCCUGUACAUAGAAAAACAGUGAGUGGAAAGAAUGUGUUGUAUUUGGGUGUUUGUGUCAGUCAGCGCAUGAAUCUGUCAGAGAGCCUCUGUUCAAAUCAUAUGCAACUAAAAGAGGGCAGGUAGCCUCGAUUAACCGACCUGAAUCAUAGUUUUGCCUUUAAAGACCCAACGUCUGUCACGUACAUGCUUCAUACUUCUGUGAAGUAGUCAUGGUCAAACUGUCUCCGGCUUGAACACAACUGUUCAACGUGGCGCCGCGCUUCAUCUCCUGAAUUUGCUUUUUGUGUGUAGUUCUCAACAUCCCUGCUGUGCUAUUUCACUGCUAACCAGUAUUUAUUUUACUAGUUUUUCAAAAAACAUAAACCUGAUACUUGACUGCCCAGAAAGAAAAAUCUGCUUCUGAUGCAUUUUGUCCAUCUGGAAUCGGUGGCAGCUCCGUUUUUUUGUUGUUGUUGUUGUUGUUGUGCAAGGGACUGCAAGGGAAUACAACACUGUUUCUUCCUGCAGGCAGCGGUUACAAAAGCCAUAACUGUUUUUGUAUUAUGAUCUAACGCCUAAACUUGAUUAUGUGGCUAAGUUACAAGAACGUACACAUAAAAACUUGUACUGUCUCUACUGUUGUUUCCAGUGAGGCUUAAAGGAGGCUUUGAUGUGAACUCCUCCACACAGUUUACACCCAUAGUUCUUAUUAACAUAUUGCAGACAGACUGUAAUACAUAUACAGGUUUAUUAUGUUCCACUAAUGGUCUAAUUUAACACUUGAAGUCCAUGUGGUUUGGAUUGAUCAUUAUUGGGGAAAAAAAACAUGCUAUUAGUUCCCAUCUUAUUAUCUGAAGUUGCUGAACUGUAUUAUGAUCAAAUGCUGCUAUUAGCUCUGGUACUGUAAGGCUAAAGAUACAGAGGGAUGAUUAGACCUGUGCUGGAUUAUUGUUUUUCUAAAUCCAAUCAACAACCUAAAUAAAAUAUUUGUAUGAAAUCACUUACGGCCAAAUCUGAAACUCCCGCUCUAGUUCUCUGCGGUGUCGCCCGGUUCAUGUUUCAUGCUUGUUUAAAAGUGUUACACAAAGGUAUUUUUGUUUCUUCAGCUAAGGUUCAGAUGGGCUCAAACCAACAGCUGUAGUAGUGUCAGGUCUCUCAUGCCUUAUUCUCCCUCUGGCCUGUUGCCACAAAAAGAAAAGUCAGCCCCGGUUUAUUCAGAAGAAUCAAAAGGCGGUAGCAUUACAUUUGUCAUGUCCCAUAAAGCAAUCAUGCUGAAGAGAAUCACAGCGUUUAUUUAUAUGUAUCUUUUUUUAAUGAGGGGAAAAUUGUUAGUUACAGACCAAAAUGUUACAUUUGAUGCGAGAGCUGCCAGACUGCAUAAAACAACUUGAUUUCCUCAUUUUUAAAAUGUAGCUGAUGUUCAAUAAUGUGUACAUCGUUCAUCACCAGACUGUCACUGGUGCCUGAGUGACCAGGAACAAGAGGCAGUUGACAAUUUCUCAAUCUGUGUACAAAGUUGUAAAAAAAAAAAAAAAAAAAGAAUAUUAAUAAUUAAACACCUCA
Messenger RNA from Chelmon rostratus (copperband butterflyfish), 2890 nucleotides. RefSeq names its product transmembrane protein 120B (gene tmem120b). The transcript has 12 exons. The record is from RefSeq and is a predicted model, not a curated record. Lineage: Eukaryota; Metazoa; Chordata; Actinopteri; Chaetodontiformes; Chaetodontidae. Gene Ontology annotation, cellular component: membrane. The coding region runs from base 62 to 1078 and encodes 338 amino acids. Gene Ontology annotation, biological process: fat cell differentiation.